Messenger RNA from Electrophorus electricus (electric eel), 1785 nucleotides. NCBI's taxonomy places the organism in Eukaryota, Metazoa, Chordata, Actinopteri, Gymnotiformes, Gymnotidae. The record is from RefSeq and is a predicted model, not a curated record.
AUGGAACUGGAGCUAUAUGGAAUAGGCACAUACACAACAGAAACUAAAGCCAGGAACAGGGGAAGACAAAAAAAACAGGGCACGCAAAACAGGAGACACAGGAGGCGGGGAGGCACCAACGAGUGCGGGACAGAUGGGAAACACGGGGUGGUGGCAGCUGGCGGAGGCAGGUCCAGAGUCGCAGAGGAGAUCAAUGGCAGCAGGCUCCUGGGCUGUCAGUUGAAGAGCGAUGAUGAGACUCCUGCUCUGUUUGUGCUGGUCAACCGUCGUGGUAGCAUCCCAGGAAUCCUUGCGGUCUCCGACCUGCAAGGAAGCACAUGGCUACGCAAUGCCAGUAGGCCAUAUAUCCAUUACUGCCGCUCUCCAGACAUGGAGACCUUUACUUGCUGGUGGCAUCCCCUUGACAACGGUCCCCAGGGCGAUGACAAUUUGACUUAUAGCCUCAUGUACACCAUUGGCAAGAAGUCACCGAAAGAAUGUCCAGACUAUGUGAGUGGAGGUGCAAACAGCUGUUAUUUUGAUGAAGAGCACACGGUCAUUUGGGAGUUGUUCUGCAUGAAUGUGACUGCACGCAGCCUCAAAGGUUCUUUCACCUCCGAGCAGUGCUGUCUGGAUGUGGCAGACAUCGUGGAGACAGACCCACCCUUCAACCUCACCUACACUUUGCUGAACAUCAGCAACCACGAGUCUGGUCGCACGGCCCAUGUGUCCUGGCAGUACCCCAUUGCCUCCCACGUACGAAGCGGGUGGAUCACACUCAUCUUUGAGCUGCGGUUCAGACAUGUCCCUGAGCCCAAUAAAUGGAAGGUCAAGGAGCGUCUGCGUGAGCCUUAUCUGGAGCUACUGGACUUGCCAGUAGGGAAUUAUGAAGUACAAGUGCGCUGCCGCUCACAAAACAGCAAUCUGUGGAGCAAGUGGAGCUCAACACUAAUGCUUAUUGUUCCUCCCAGAAAACUGUCAGAGCAAGUGUAUGUGGUGAUUCUUGUAAUUGCCAUUGGAGUCACGACCAUGUUCAUCAUCGGGAUAGGGGUCAUUUCCCAAGGAAAGAGGAUUAAAGCUUACCUGAUCCCACCCAUCCCUAAGCCAUGCAUCAGAGGAAUUGAUCCCAUGCUUCUGAAGAAGGGGAAGAUGGAUGAGAUCAAUUCUCACUUCUCAUCCCUGUAUGGCUAUAAGUCUUCUCAGUACCAUGAGGAGACCUCGUGCCAUGAAAGCAUGGACGAGGAGGUUACCCCGCCUCAACCUAGCCUUACAUCCAGCCACGACAACGAUGCCACUCCCCCUGAGAGCCAGCAAUUGCUUCUCACCGUCAGUAGCCCCUCCGAUUACUGCCAAGCACCUGUGGUGUAUGGAGAAGAGCACCCCUACAACAAGGAUUUGGAAGUGGCCCUGCCUGCUGAGAGCAAUUCACCAGUGUGGUCAGUGCCAAGCCACACCCAGCCAGAGCUUGUGUCAUUCCCAGGAAUGGACUACAGCAUGAUUCUCGACUCUGCAUCUUUAACUACCACUGCUCCGCCCACCUUUCAUGACUUCUACACCUGUGUGAACAGAGUAUCACCUAGUGGAGCAGUGCAUCUAGUCCCCUGUGUGUCAAAUGUUAUCACAGACACCCCCUAUUUUCAGCUGAGACAGAAACUGGGGGAGGACUCAGAGAAGAACAGCCAAUUAGUGGUCUACUUGGAGAAACAGGCAGAAGUUCCAGCCAGUUUUAAUCCAGUUAGCCCAGGGGAGGCAGAGCAGAGUGAAUUUGCUGUAUCAAUACAUCCCCACCAGACACAUGGGAGCUAG